This is a messenger RNA of Nezara viridula (southern green stink bug), 1594 nucleotides long. The record is from the annotation of a GenBank genome assembly. NCBI's taxonomy places the organism in Eukaryota, Metazoa, Arthropoda, Insecta, Hemiptera, Pentatomidae.
CAGUAACAACAACAUCCUAGGAAUCAGCAUGAUCCAUUUGGCGUUAGUGGCGGCGGCGGCUUGCGCUGCGUUUGUCAGCGGAGCUCGCUUGGACAACACUUACCUGCCACCCGCGGGCGCCCCAGGCUCAGGUGGCCCCAACCUAAUAACACCCCCAGGAGGCGGCCCUACAUUCCCUGCUCCAGGACCUCGUAGACCAUCAACAAACUACGGAGUGCCAGGAGUACCAGGAGCACCAGGUUUUCCAAGAGGACCAGGAACAGGUGGAGCACCAGGUUUCCCAAGAGGUCCAGGAACUGGAGGAGCACCCGGAUUCCCUGGAGCACCAGGUUACCCAGGAGCACCAGGAACCGGUGGAGCACCCGGAUUCCCAGGAGCACCAGGUUAUCCAGGAGGACCAGGAACUGGUGGAGCACCGGGAUUCCCUGGAGCGCCAGGUUACCCAGGAGCCCCAGGAGCUCCAGGUUUCCCUAGAGGACCAGGAGGAGCACCAGGUUACCCAGGAACACCAGGUUAUCCAGGAGCACCGGGAGCACCAGGUUUCCCAAGAGGACCAGGAGGAGCACCAGGUUACCCAGGAGCACCAGGCGCACCAGGUUUCCCCGGUGGCCCAGGAGUCGGACCAUCCUACCCAGGACCAGCAGGUCCAUCUGGACCCAUCAUCCCUAUCAUUUCCCAAUCCAACCAACCCAACUUGGGAGAUGGCACAUACUCUUACAGCUAUGAAACCGGUAAUGGUAUCCAAGCUCAAGAAAGUGGAAGCGUACCAGCCCCAGACUCUGGAACCAUCGCACAGGGCGGAUUCUCUUACACAUCCCCUGAAGGACAACCAAUCCAAAUUACCUACACCGCUGACCAAAACGGUUUCAUCCCACAAGGUGCUCACCUCCCAACCCCACCACCAAUCCCAGAAGAGAUCCUCAGGGCUCUUGAGAAGAACGCCGCCGACGAAGCUGCCGGUAUCUUUGACGAUGGAACUUACAAAGGAGAAGGAGCCGGUGGCCCAACUCCAGGCUAUCCAGGUGGACCAGGUGGUCGUGUUCCCUCAUAUCCCACUGGACCUAGCCGUCCAUCUCCAGGCUAUCCAGGUACUCCAGGUGGUCCAGGAUAUCCAGGAGGCCCAGGAGGUCCAGGCUACCCAGGUACUCCAGGUGGUCCAGGAUAUCCAGGAGGCCCAGGUGCUCCAGGCUACCCAGGUACUCCAGGUGGUCCAGGAUAUCCAGGUGCCCCAGGCACUCCAGGAGGUAAAGGUUACCCAGGUGCUCCAGGUUUCCCAGCUCCAGGCUCACCAGGAUACCCAGGCGCUCCAGGAGCCCCAGGUUUCCCCGGAACUGGCUACCCAGCUCCCGGACGCCCAGCCCCUGGCUACAGGCCAUCCCCAUCAUAUGACACACCCGGUACAAGCUUCUCUCCAUCCACAGGGUACUCAUACCCAAAACCCGGUAAAUAAGCGACGCUCAAUAAUUUAUUUAUCAUGUAUACGAUUUACAUAUCUCACUCAGUUUUGUUACCAGUACGACUAUACGAUUGAGGCCAUGAUUUUAAUAUAUUUGUACAUAUGUUGCAAGAAUUGUAAAUAAACAACUUUUCAAUA